UCCAGUAGUUUAGUUUGUGGAAAAGAGGGCACCCAGCACUGUCCCCUCCCCCUUUCAUUCACCCCAGUAAUCCUCGCCAGACAGGAGCCCUAGAUUUAAUUCAUGGGAAGAGCUUUGUAACCGUGUUUACUAAGUAAACAGGGCUGGCAGGCUCAGGCUGGGGUCUGCAGUUCAGCACUGAUGGGCCGCUGACAUGAAUUUGGAAGGAAGAAAGGGUUUCCCUAACAAAGGCCCAGGAGCAAGAAACAUGCCAUAGCCCUAAGGAAAAGUUUAUUUGGGGAUUUCAUGUCUUUCAUCUCAUUCAGUCUUCAUAAGAAACCAUUGAGGGGCCCAAGGUAAAUAAGCUGAAGGCACAGCUGCCUUGAUGGUAACUCCUUGAGAAGGAAGUUUGAACGAGGUCCAGAUUACAUUCAGACAUCCAUUCAACAAAGGCUACUCCUUCCAGGUUGAGGGUCCUAAGGAAUGGCUAACUGUGUUUCCAUGCAUAGUAUUGUAUGUAGGUACAUGUGACAGUACCUGUGUUUCAUCAGUAAAUAUUCCAUUCCUGGGUUCUCAAAGUAGUGUGGGCCAUGAAGACAGGCCAUUUCCUCUGGGCUUUACUGUUCAUGCAGUCCUUGUGGCUUCUGCCAACUGAUGGAGCCAUUCGAAACUACUACCUGGGCAUCCAGGAUGUGCAGUGGAACUAUGCUCCCAAAGGAAGAAAUGUCAUCACAAACCAGUCUCUGAACAAUGACAUAGUGGCUUCCAGCUUCCUAAAGUCUGGCAAAAACAGGAUAGGGAGUAGUUACAAGAAGACUGUCUAUAAGGAAUACAGUGAUGGAACAUACACUGACGAAGUGGCCAAGCCUGCCUGGCUGGGGUUCCUAGGACCACUGAUCCAGGCUGAGGUGGGGGAUGUCAUCCUUAUCCACCUGAAGAAUUUUGCAAGUCGGCCUUAUACUAUUCACCCUCAUGGAGUUUUCUAUGAGAAGGACUCAGAAGGCUCACUGUACCCAGAUGGUUCUUCUGGGUACCUGAAAGCUGAUGAUUCUGUUCCCCCCGGAGGCAGCCAUGUCUACAACUGGACUAUUCCAGAAGGCCAUGCACCCACUGGUGCAGACCCAGCAUGCCUCACUUGGAUUUACCAUUCUCAUGUAGAUGCUCCACGAGAUAUUGCAACUGGUCUCAUUGGACCCCUUAUCACCUGUAAAAGAGGGACCCUGGAUGAUAACUCCCCACCUCAGAGGAAGGAUGUGGACCAUAAUUUCUUCCUCCUCUUCAGUGUGAUAGAUGAGAACCUUAGCUGGCACCUGGAUGACAACAUUGCUACGUACUGCUCAGACCCAGCCUCAGUGGACAAAGAAGAUGAAGACUUUGAAGACAGCAACAGGAUGCAUGCAAUCAAUGGGUUUGUCUUUGGGAACUUACCUGAGCUGAGCAUGUGUGCACAGAAGCAUGUAGCCUGGCACUUGUUUGGCAUGGGCAAUGAAAUAGACGUCCACACAGUUUUCUUCCAUGGACAGAUGUUGACUACCCGUGGACACCGCACUGAUGUUGCUCACAUUUUUCCAGCCACCUUUGUUACUGCUGAGAUGGUGCCUCAGAAAUCUGGAACCUGGUUAAUUAGCUGUGAAGUGAACAGCCACUUGAAAAGUGGCAUGCAGGCCCUCUACAAGGUCGACUCUUGCUCCAUGGACGCACCUGUGGACCAACUCACAGGCAAAGUUCGUCAAUACUUCAUUGAGGCCCAUGAGAUUCAGUGGGACUAUGGCCCAACACAGCGUGAUGGGAGAACUGGGAAGAGUUUGAGAGAGGCAGGAAGUGGCCCAGAUAAGUACUUCCAGAAGAGCUCUACCCGAAUUGGAGGUACUUACUGGAAAGUUCGAUAUGAAGCCUUCCGAGAUGAGACCUUCCAGGAAAGGGUACAUCAAGAGGAAGAAACACAUCUUGGAAUACUGGGACCAGUGAUAAGAGCGGAAGUGGGUGACACCAUCCAGGUGGUCUUCUACAACCGUGCCUCCAAGCCAUUCAGCAUGCAGCCCCAUGGCGUCUUUUAUGAGAAAGACUACGAGGGCACUGUGUACAAUGAUGGUACAUCUCACCCUGGCCUGGUAGCCAAGCCCUUUGAGAAAGUAACAUACAACUGGAUGGUUCCACCUCAUGCUGGCCCCACUGCUCAGGAUCCUGCCUGUCUAACCUGGAUGUACUUCUCUGCUGCAGACCCCAUAAGAGAUACAAAUUCUGGCCUGGUGGGCCCUCUGCUGGUUUGCAAGGCUGGUGCCUUGGGUGCAGAUGGCAAGCAGAAAGGAAUGGAUAAAGAAUUUUUUCUCCUCUUCACUGUGUUUGAUGAGAACAAGAGCUGGUACAGCAGUGCCAAUCAAGCAGCUGGUAUGUUGGAUAUCCGACUGCUCUCAGAGGAUGCUGAGGCCUUCCAGGACUCCAAUCAAAUGCAUGCUAUUAAUGGGUUUCUGUUCUCUAACCUGCCCAGGCUGGACAUGUGCAAGGGUGAUAUGGUGGCCUGGCACCUGCUUGGCCUGGGCACAGAGACUGACGUACAUGGGGUCACGUUCGAGGGCAACACUGUACAGCUUCAGGGCAUGAGGAAAGGCGCGGCCAUGCUCUUUCCUCACACCUUUGUGAUGGCUGUCAUGCAGCCUGACAAUCCUGGGACAUUCGAAAUCUAUUGCCAAGCAGGCAGCCACAGGGAAGCAGGGAUGAGGGCAAUUUACAAUGUCUCCCAGUGUUCCGGUCGUCAAGACAGCCCACGUCAACACUACCAAGCUUCUAGAGUCUAUUACAUCAUGGCAGAAGAGUUGGAAUGGGAUUAUUGCCCUGAUAGAAGCUGGGAACUGGAAUGGCAUAACACAUCUGAGAAAGACAGUUAUGGUCAUGUUUUCCUGAGCAACAAGGAUGGGCUCCUGGGUUCCAAAUAUAAGAAAGCUGUAUUCAGGGAAUACACUGAUGGUACUUUCACGACUCCUCAGCCAAGGUCUGGACCAGAGGAGCACUUGGGAAUCCUGGGUCCACUUAUCAGAGGAGAGGUUGGUGAUAUCUUAACUGUGGUGUUCAAGAACAAUGCCAGUCGACCAUAUUCUGUACAUGCCCAUGGAGUUCUAGAAUCUAGUACUGGCUGGCCACAGGCUGCUGAGCCUGGUGAAGUCCUUACUUACCAGUGGAAUAUCCCAGAAAGAUCUGGUCCUGGGCCCAGGGACUCUGCUUGUGUUUCCUGGAUUUAUUAUUCUGCAGUGGAUCCCAUCAAGGACAUGUAUAGUGGCCUGGUGGGACCCUUAGUCGUCUGUCGAAAGGGCAUCUUGGGACCCCAUGGAGGUCGGAAUGAUAUGGACCGGGAAUUUGCCUUGCUGUUUUUGAUCUUUGAUGAGAACCAAUCUUGGUAUUUGGAGGAGAAUAUCGCAAUUUAUGGGCCCAGAGAGACACACCAUGUUAACCCACAGGAUGCGACUUUCUUGGAGAGCAAUAAAAUGCAUGCCAUCAACGGGAAACUCUAUGCUAAUCUCAGGGGUCUUACUGUAUACCAAGGAGAAAGAAUAGCCUGGUACAUGCUAGCCAUGGGCCAAGAUACUGACAUUCACACUGUACACUUCCAUGCAGAGAGUUUCCUCUACCAGAAUGGACACAGUUACCGGGCAGAUGUUGUGGAUCUCUUCCCAGGGACAUUUGAGGUUGUAGAGAUGGUAGCCAGCAACCCCGGGACAUGGCUGAUGCACUGCCACGUGACUGACCAUGUUCAUGCUGGCAUGGAGACCAUCUUUACUGUCUUGUCUCACAAAGAACAUUUAAGUACUAUGACUACCAUUACCAAAGAAAUUGGAAAAGCAGUAAUCCUAAGAGACAUCGGAGGGGACAAUGUGAAGAUGCUGGGCAUGAAGAUUCCCAUAAAGGAUGUUGAGAUUCUGUCUUCUGUUUUGAUUGCCAUGUGUGUAAUACUGCUUCUUGUUGCUCUGGCUCUUGGUGGUGUAGUCUGGCACCAGCAUCGACAAAGAAAGCUUCGGCGCAACAGGAGGUCCAUCCUUGAUGAUAGCUUCAAGCUUCUGUCUCUCAAGCAGUAAUAGAAAACACAUCUGGAAUGUAGCCCAUGCUCCCAGGAAGCCAUAUGCUAGCAGCAAACUCUUUUGUCAAGGGGUAGAGGUAGUGGAGAAGCAGAGAAUGGAAUCAAAAUUAUCUGGAUAUUUCUUUAUUUAUUUACAUGGAAAUCAUAUGCUCUCACUUGUUCUUUAUUUUCCUUGCAAUCUGAGGCAGUUAGGAUUAGGUAAGUUCCUUUGUAUACAAACUUCAGCAGCUAGGGUGUGUCACCCUUCAGUACUGGAAGGUACAGAAAUUCCUAGAACAUAAUCGUUCUCACAGAAUUGGUACCAAGAAAAAGGUACCAAAUUAGGUUUCUAUUUCCAGGACCUAACAAGACAAGUAUACUUUUAAUUGUGGCCAAAUGAUCAGCCACAAAGUUAACCCACAAAUAAAUAAAGGACCAAGAACAUAGGCAUGCUGGAAAAUGAAAGGUAGGGUAGGGAGUGGGAAUCCAAAUCACACUUUAAUUAUCUUUGGCAGUGGACUAUUUAGGAGAAGUAAAUGAAAAGGUUGGGGUUGUCACAAGUGCCUACAACUUCUGGAACCAGAAACACCUGUAAAACUGUCCUUCAGGUUUCUACAUAGUGGUACUGUAGGGAAUUUUGAAUGUUCGCUCAAUGUUUGAGGUAGCAAAUCUUGUCCACUGAAGUACUUAUUAAAAGACUGGAAUACUGAAUUUGAUGAUUUUGGUGAUUCCCAUGGCAACUGGGAGGUUGAAUUACAUUUUAAACAAAAGAAUUUCAGUGAUCUGGUGAGGCACAUUAUAAAUAUAUACACUUUGUCAAAGUAAGCCUGCAUGUCAGGCAGAGUGGUAACAUCCUAGAGAAGUUUUGUGGGUGCUAAACAUUUUUGGAAUGUCAAGAAAAAUGGCCAGAGAAGGUACAGAGACAAGACUGAUACCUGUCCACUGGGCAAAAAGAGAUAGGUGCAUGCAUGGUGCUUUGAUAGAUGGGGAUGGGUAUGGGACUAUGAGAGGCAUGUUUGCAAUUUGUGAACCUCUUUAUAGAACAGAAUCAUUCCUUCCUUACCUUACAGCAAUAUCCCUUUGUUACCAGCAUGUUCAAUCCUCUCUGAAACUUUGAUCAGAAAACACAGACAAGAAAAUAGGAAUGGAGUAAGACAGUCCAUUCCCACUCUAGUUUCCACAUGGCAAAUGGAGAACAGAAGGGCAUCAUGGAGAGUCAUGAUAAUAGCAAUGGUAUGGGAAUAUAGCUUAGUGGUAAAGUGAUUGCCUAAUAAAAGAGUCCCUGGGUUGAAAAAAAGAACACAAAGGAAACAGAACAGAAAACAAGGUAAUAACAAAGGUGCACAGUGAUCUUCUUACACAUAGCAAAUAAUUCUAAUUCCUGAUUGGAUUGGACUUGCCUUGGUUCAUUAAAAUGGAGAUUAAAUGAUUUUACUGAGGGUGACUCAGCAGCAAAUUGAGUGGAGACUCAAAUUUUCAUCUCUUUGAUCCCAAAAAGGUUCUAUUCUCCCUUUGUCAUGGAAACUUUACUGUUCUUUGUCUUUCUUACCCACUUGAUUUCAAAUUGUGAGGUUGCCUAGCAACUUGUUUACUUAGUUAGCAACCCACAGAGUUCGUUUCCAGUUGCCAUAGGAUGUUGCAGGUUGGAGGCCAGAGAUGAAAAUAAAGACCAGAAUAAGGCAUUUUGUUCGUCCAUGGUCAGUGGCUUUCUGGAAAAUUUCUGGAAAUCUGGGGAAAAUAGAUGUGGAGGAACAUAUUAAUUACCCAUUAUCCUGUUAUAGAAAUAAUAUGCCUUCUCAGUGAGAAAUCACUCUACACACUUAGAGAUAAAGUAAAGGCUCUUAACCACAGUGCACAUGGCUGACUGUGGCUAAUGCCCAAAUAAGAGUCAGAAAUGAAUGGAAGAUUUUACUAACUUAUAUACACCUUAGGCUUAUGCAUCCCACAAACACUGUCAUCCUAAAAUCUUUUUCUCUACUGGCCCAAGGUUACACUUUGAACAAUUUAAACAGUCAGGAGACUUCAAGUCUGGCCACUUAGGCAGAUAGGAGAUUUAUAUAGCACAGAUAUCACCAUAAUUAUUUUUAGGUAUACCAGUGUUAUUCCUUUUUGAGUAGUUGUUACCCGGGGUCAUCCUUUCUACAUAGCAGACUUGUGACAGAGCAAGAUGGUACAGAGGUUCCUCCAUCUUAUAUUCUUGUGGAAGCUGUUUUAGGUUUGACUAGAAUUUGAUCUCCUUCAUGGAAAGCUCUGUGGAAAAUUACUGAACUCUAGCAACCUGAAUUCAAGAUGCUCCAGCUAAUUUAUCUUGGCUUCUGUUAAACUGCCUGCUUGUGCAAACCUCCCCCUCCAUCUAAUUGCUUAUCUCAGCUUCUGUUAAACUGCUUGCUUGUGUAAAACCUCCCUCUGCAGCUGCUAAGUGAGAUAGCAGGGUAUAGUUCUACCUUUAAAAACCCCUUACUCUAAAUUGUCAGUGCUAUUCUGGGGUCCUGAAUACCUGAGUUUAGUCCCAGCUGGCUGGAAUAAAGACUUUCAACUGGA
This is a messenger RNA of Peromyscus maniculatus bairdii (prairie deer mouse), 6568 nucleotides long. The record is from RefSeq and is a predicted model, not a curated record. NCBI's taxonomy places the organism in Eukaryota, Metazoa, Chordata, Mammalia, Rodentia, Cricetidae.